UCGUAACCCUAAACUGAAAUAUCUGGGAGCGACGGAUUCUGGCAUAUCUGUAGCAGAGAGAAUCGAAACGAUGAGCUUAGCUCUGCUGCAAGGCUACUCCUCAGCUGAAGAAGAGGAUGAUGAUCAACAGCAAUUAUCGCGAGAGGAAAUCUCCUCCGAUGAUGAGGAAACCGACGCCGUUCCGAGGACUAGCCGUUCCUACAAACCCUUGUUCGAUCCAAAUCCCCCCUCUUCUUCCGCCUUGCCCUCCGCUUUUGACGCUUUCUCCGAAAUUUCAGGGCCGCCGCAGUUUCUGAACAAUUCCGUUCAAGAGGAUGCAGCGAAAGAGGAUGGGCAGCGGUGGAAGCAUGGUGGUAGGAGAAAUCGUAAAGAAAAGAAGGAUUUGCCUUCGGGCGCUGUAGUGGAGUCUAAGCCUCAGUUGGUCGGAAUACAUGAGAGAGUCAGAAGUGAUGUUGGAAGCAACAUCUCGCAAGGCCAGAGUGGUGCUUCUACACCCACUGCACAAGGAGGAAGACGCAUGCCAACUGUUAGCAACCCCAGUGCAGAAGAUGCAGCUGAGCUCUUGAGGAUGUGUGUGAGAUGUGGAGUUCCUAAAACUUACUCUCAUACAAAAGGGAUAGUCUGUCCAGUUUGCAGUGACCGACCUGUGGACUCAGAUAAAGAACCUGUGAAGAAGAAGGGCUCGGCCAUUAAAGAUAAAGAAAGGAGCAAGAGAAUGAAGGGCCAAUCCUCACAUGCAACAUGGAAAAGUGAAACAGAGAUGCAACUCCGGCAGCAGUUUGAUUAGCAGUGCUGUUUGAUAUUUUUAGGUUUAAAGUUGUAGAACCUCGAAACAUGUUGCUGAACGACCUGCUUCAGUAAUUACACACUCAGGGAGCAUGUAGUGCCAAAAUUUCUUGUCUGUCUUGGUUUCCAUGUCAUUUAAUCA
Molecule: messenger RNA, 928 nt
Organism: Sesamum indicum (sesame)
Lineage: Eukaryota; Viridiplantae; Streptophyta; Magnoliopsida; Lamiales; Pedaliaceae
Product: plant/protein
Source: RefSeq, a predicted model, not a curated record